Messenger RNA from Saprolegnia parasitica CBS 223.65, 3321 nucleotides. RefSeq lists its product as hypothetical. Gene Ontology annotation, molecular function: ATP hydrolysis activity; ATP binding; magnesium ion binding. Gene Ontology annotation, cellular component: plasma membrane. Gene Ontology annotation, biological process: phospholipid translocation. The coding region runs from base 1 to 3321 and encodes 1106 amino acids. The record is from RefSeq and is a predicted model, not a curated record. The transcript is spliced from 19 exons. Lineage: Eukaryota; Oomycota; Saprolegniomycetes; Saprolegniales; Saprolegniaceae.
AUGGACCUCCGUGUCGUGGACCCCGCGGCGCCGGGCAACUUUGCCUCCAACCAGAUGCGGACGUCCAAGUACACGCUGCUCAACUUCCUCCCCGUCGCCUUGUACCUCGCGUUUCGCCUCUCGACCAACUUUUACUUUUUAAUCAUUGCCGUGCUGCAGUCGUGGUCGACGAUCUCGCCGGUCGGUCCCAUGACGGCCGUGACGCCGCUCGUCCUCGUCGUCGGCAUCGUUCUCCUGCGCGAGGCGAUCGAAGACCACAACCGCCACGUACUCGAUGAGAAGACCAACACGACACCGAUUCAAGUGCUGCGGAAAGGCCAGCUCUUGUCGGUGACGUGGCAGGACAUUUGUGUCGGCGACAUGGUCGAGAUUCACGACAAGGAGUCGUUUCCGGCCGACGGUCUCUUGCUGGCGACGUCCGAGGAAAAUGGCGCCUGCCUCAUUGAUACGAGCAACCUUGAUGGCGAGGCCAACCUCAAGACGCGCAUUGCACUACCGGCGACGAUGGGCUUCUCGAUCCAGUCGCCGAUACCAGCCUUUCAAGUAAAGUGCGAGUCCCCGAAUGUCGACUUGUACAAGUUUACGGGCACGCUCGCGAUCGAGUCGAAUGUCUAUGCGUUGGACGAGCAGCAGCUUGUCCCGCGCGGCUCGACGCUGCGCAACACCAAGUCAAUCUUGCUCUGCAUCGUCUACACGGGCGCCGAGACCAAAAUGAUGCUCAACGCCAAGCGACCGCACCACAAACUGAGUCAUGUCGACAGCAUCAUGAACCAAAUCGUCGUGUUCAUCUUCAUCUUCCAAGUCGCCUUGUGCGUCGCGGGGGCCAUCUACCACAACCUGUGGACGUCCGAGACGGCGUUUGAAGCCCUCUUCGUCACAGGGAACGACGAAGCCGAGAGCGACCUCGUCGCAGGCGUGCUCACGUUUCUGAGUUUUGUGGUGCUUCUCAACACGUUCAUUCCAAGCUCGCUCGUCGUGAGCGUCGAGAUUGUCAAGGCGCUGCAUGCCAAGUUUGUCGUCUGGGACCUCCACAUGAAGCUGCCCAACGGCGACGGCGCCAGCGCCAACACGCCCGCCCUCAUGGAAGAACUCGGGCAAGUCAAUUACCUCUUCUCGGACAAGACGGGCACGCUCACGGAGAACCGCAUGGAGUUUCGAAAAUGCAGCGUCGCGGGUCGCAUCUACUCGAUAUUCUCGCCGCCCCCUGCCCCCUCAAGCGGAAAGGAGCUCGAGCUGCCGACGACAACAACAACGACAAUGAGUGAAACGACGCUCCAGCACUUGUCGACGUCCAGCAUCGUCAACGCGCCCGUUCAAAGUCACCAAGCAAAGGUCUGGUCGCUCUACGAGCUCCAGGAAGCGGGUGAGCGUCCCGGGACUCCCGAAGCCACGUUUAUCCAAGCCAUGGCACUCUGCCACACCGUCCUCUGCGAGAAGAUCCCCAACGACGAUGGUGCGUUCGGAAUACAGUACAUGGCCGACUCGCCCGACGAGGGCGCCUUGGUGCGUGCGGCACGGGAGCUCGGUAUGGCAUUUACGGGCCGCAACAACCACACGAUGCUUCUGACCUCGGUCCGGGAAAAGUCGGGGUCCGGACAGGUUACGUCGUCGUUCGAGGUCCUCCACGUGCUGGCGUUCAACAGCACGCGCAAACGCAUGUCGGUCAUUCUCCGGAGUGCCAACGGCACGAUCGAGCUGCUCUGCAAAGGCGCCGACUGCACCAUUCUGGAUCUCUGCAGCGAUUUUGGGCCGCAGUCCAAAGCGUGCAUCAUGGACCACCUCAAGCAGUUUGCUCUCGAAGGCCUUCGCACUCUGUGCUUUGCGAAACGCGUGCUGACGGACGCCGAGUACAACGCGUGGAAGACGCGCUAUCAAGCCGCCGAGCUGCUCAUGCAAGGCCGCGAGGCAAGCAUGGACGCACUCGUGUGCGAAAUCGAGCAAAAAAUGACCUACGUGGCGUCGACAGCGAUCGAGGACAAACUGCAAGAUGGCGUGCCUGAGACCGUCACACGCCUCCUUCGCGCCGGCAUCAAGAUUUGGGUCUUGACCGGCGACAAGGUUGAGACCGCCGUGGAGAUUGGCCGGUCGUGCCGCGUCAUUGCCAAGGACAUGGUUGAAGUUGUGCUCCAAGGCUCGACCGUCGCCGAGCUGGCCAAGAACUUAGCGCAGCUGCAGACACGCCCCAUGACCGCUACGGUAGCCUGGGAUAUUGGCGUCGCGCCACGCUACGCGCUCAUCAUUGACGGCUUCUCGCUUUCGUUUGCGCUCAUGCCCGCCAACCGACUGCACUUUUUACAAUUCACGCUCGAGUGCGCUGCGGUUGUUGUCUGCCGCAUGUCGCCGCUACAAAAAGCACUUGUCGUCGAGCUCGUGAAGGAGAGCGUGCCCGGCGUGACCAUGGCAGUUGGCGACGGGGCCAACGACGUGUCGAUGAUCCGCGCGGCCCAUGUCGGCGUUGGUGUCUCGGGCCAGGAAGGCCACCAAGCCGUCCGCAGCGCCGACUUUGCGAUUCAGCAAUUUCGCCACCUUGAUCGCUUGUUGCUCUAUCAUGGACGACUGUCAUACUUUCGCGUGACGCAGUGCAUCAACUAUUUCUUCUACAAGAACAUUUUGUUUACGGCGCCGCAGUUCAUUUACGGCAUGUACUCGCUCUUCUCGGGCACGACGUAUUACAGCGGGCUGUACAUUCAAGCGUUCAACAUGCUCUACACAGCCGCGCCCGUCGUCGUCCGCGCCAUCAUGGAGAAGCGUCUGCCCGACUCGCUCGCGCUGCAAUUCCCUGAGCUCUAUUUUCUCGGCAACUCCAACCUCCUCUUUUCGCUACCGACGACCGUACUCAUCAGCGCCAUCGGCGUUGUCCACGCAAUCGUCGUCACGACGCUUCCCCUCGUGGCCCUCGACGCUGCACAAGGCGUGCCGUAUAUUGACAUGCAUUGCGACGGCGUCGCGACCUACAUUAGCAUCAUUUUGAUUGUCACCUUGCUCAUUUCGUUCGAGACAUGCUACUGGACGGGCUGGGUUACGUUCAGCUAUGUCGGUUCGAUCGUCUUUUUCGUCAUCUCGGGGCUGAUCUACGAUGGCAUGACGAGCGAUUUGUAUGGUGCGUGGGCACGGCUCACGGUCGCGCCCACGUUUUGGCUCACGAUUGCAUUGGCGCUCGCCAUGUGCAUUCUCCCGCUCUUAGCGCUGCAAGGGUUCCGUGAGAAUUUUGCCGAGUGCAUUGAGCCGGUCCAUAUCCUACGCCGCGCCAAGCUCUACGGCAAGGUGCGGGAUAUUCACAACAGCGAAAAGCAGCCUGGUCCGUCCACGGUUGGCGAGUAA